AUGAUCCGCCUCUUGAACGUUCACACCUUCGAGUUCCAGGAGUUCCACUCCAGCGACGUCCCGCAGUGCAUCAUCACGUCGCACAGAUGGGUGGCGGGCCAUGAAGCUUCAUACAAGGACAUCCUCAAGCGGCGCAACACGCACAACACUGGAUACCGGAAAAUCCAACUCUUCGCGAAGUUUAUAAGGAGCAAGAUCCCUGGCAUGGACUGGAUGUGGAUCGAUACAUGCUGCAUCCAGCAGGAUAGCAGCCAGGAAGUUUCAGAAGCCAUCAACUCGAUGUUGAAGUGGUAUCGCAACGCGGUGAUGUGCCUUGCGUACCUAGCUGAUGUUCACGAUCCCUAUGCCCAGCGUAGCUUCGCGCGCAGUGGGUGGUUUAGACGUGGCUGGACAUUGCAGGAAUUGCUUGCUCCUCAGCACGUUGUGUUCAUCACGUCGAAUGGAAUUGCUAUUGGCGCCAAGACAACGAUACAGGGCAGCUGCGUGCUCACGAGUCGAUCGCUGCAUAAAAAAGUACAGUCGAUCACUGGGAUCCCAGAGAAUUUACUGCUAGGAUACAGCCGGAGCGAAGGUGUGAGUGUAGAGGAAAGGCUUGCGUGGAUGGCUAAUCGACAAACGACCCGCGAGGAAGAUGAAUCGUAUUGUUUGCUGGGCCUACUGGGCGUCAAUGUGUCCGUCAGAUAUGGCGAAGGCAGAGAGGAAGCCAGAAAGCGCCUUCUCAGGAAGGUGAAGAAGGCUACUGGUGAUACUGCCACAACUCAGCACUAUGAAGUUCAAGUGCAAGCUACCACGGGCGACUGGUGGAAGCUGAAUAUGAGCGUGCUCAUGGGUUUCCACAGCCACGAGCGGUGGGCCCAGCGCAUCCACUUCCACCUCCAUGGUCGUUAA
This is a messenger RNA of Saxophila tyrrhenica, 888 nucleotides long. RefSeq lists its product as uncharacterized. Lineage: Eukaryota; Fungi; Ascomycota; Dothideomycetes; Mycosphaerellales; Extremaceae. Bases 1 to 888 code for a protein of 295 amino acids. The transcript has 2 exons. The record is from RefSeq and is a predicted model, not a curated record.